AGUUGGAGUUGGAGCAUAUAUAAACAAAAAAUCAAAGUUUGAAGGAGGAAAAAAACACCGAAGGAGAAAUUUUGUAAAUUUUCUUGGGCAGAAAGAAAACUGCUACAAAAUUAAGCUUUCAACGGCAACAAAACAAUACAAACGCAAAAAAUCGAAAAUGAAAUUGGAGCCGAAUGUAAAUGGGAGUCCUUUGGUAACACCAUUGAAAAUUUCCGCAACUCUUGGGGGACAGAAGGUGGAGCCCGCUAUACCACAAGUUCCACCACCGCCAGAGACGCCGAAAUCCGAAAAUGAAGAGGAUUUCGAUCAGUUUCCGGAAGCUGAUGAGGAUUUAGACGAUGGCAACGGUAGUGGUUGUGUAAAAACCGAAAAUGGCAGUGAAUUUAGUGCGGAAACGAAACCCUUUGCCAAAGUGGAUGAAUCUGUCGACAAUGAAACGGGUGAAACUGAAGAGUCCACGGGCAAAAAGAAAUCGGUGCGAAAAAAACGUUCCCUCAAUUGGGAAGAAGCUGAGCGUGGUCUCCUGGUUGAAAUUAUUAAACCAAAGGUGGAAUUUGUGGAAAAUAAAUCAGUUGAUGCCAAGUCAAUCAAAUCGAAACGUUUGGCAUGGUUACAUGUUACAAAGCACUUCAAUGCUCUAAAUUUUCGUCAUCGUUCGAUGGAACAAAUUCAAGUACAAUGGCGUAGUAUGAAAAAUUCAGCUAAAAAAGAAUAUCAACUGAAGAAUCCCAAGUCUACAAAUAUGUUAGAAGGUCUGCCGAUGUUGGAGUUUAUGGAGGAAAUGUUAAAGGAACCAGCGAUUGGUGGUACCCGUAGUCAGACUCGCAACUCGGCAAUACAAAUUAAAAAGGAAUUGCUCGAUGAUUUAGAUGAAGAAGAUGACACACCGUUGGCCGCAUUACCCGCAACCCUUUUCAAUAACACCAGCAACAGUGAAGACACCCAACCUACAUCGACAUUGGCACUAUCACCUUCCACUUCGGCUGAAUCGCAAAAUUUAGAAUUCCAACAAAUUCCCGAACCCAUUAAUGAUGUGGUGCCAGUGAAGAAAAGAAAAAUUUUACCAAAAUUAAAAGAGAAGCCCGUUAAAGAAAAAGAAACAAAAUCGCCGGGUGAAAAGCCUGUGUUAGGUUUGAAAAUAAAGCGACAAAAAUGUGAAACUACAGCAACAAUGGGCGCCGAGGUCGAUAAUGUAGCACCUACAGGCGUUACAAUGGCGAUACCCAUUACAUCGAAUCUCAACAAUGCAAACUAUACCACAGCUAUGGAAAAUAAACCAGUCCCACACGCCACUUCCAACUUGACAACACCGCCACCAUCACCACCGGCCUCAAGAGAUGAAAAAUACAAAAAACAAUUAUUUGAUUUAAUGAAACGUGCACGUUUGGCUGAGAUGGAUUUUGCUCGCAAAGAACAUGAACAGAAACUGCGCCACGAACAGCAAGAACAGGAGAUUAAAUUACGAUACAUGCGUGAAUUACACGAACAACGAAUUCGUUUUGCACUUCUGGAACAUGAGGCUCGUAUGCGUGUCUAUUCUCAAGCCAGCAAUAGAACAUCAACAACAACAAAUGAAACGACAGAACUUCCGGAACCGACAAGGGAUACACCAUAG
Molecule: messenger RNA, 1615 nt
Organism: Musca vetustissima
Lineage: Eukaryota; Metazoa; Arthropoda; Insecta; Diptera; Muscidae
Exons: 3
Coding region: 158-1615 (485 amino acids)
Source: RefSeq, a predicted model, not a curated record